Ipomoea nil (Japanese morning glory) is the source of this 1335-nucleotide messenger RNA. Its product is annotated as trans-resveratrol di-O-methyltransferase-like. The transcript is spliced from 3 exons. Bases 44 to 1120 code for a protein of 358 amino acids. The record is from RefSeq and is a predicted model, not a curated record. Lineage: Eukaryota; Viridiplantae; Streptophyta; Magnoliopsida; Solanales; Convolvulaceae. Gene Ontology annotation, molecular function: O-methyltransferase activity; protein dimerization activity; S-adenosylmethionine-dependent methyltransferase activity. Gene Ontology annotation, biological process: methylation.
AAGUAGCAGUAUAAGCUCUCCAGUACAUAUAGUGAAGCUAAAAAUGGCAUCACUUCCACUUAUUGCAGAGAAAGAUAGUGAAAUUCUUGAUUCUCAAACUCACAUAUGGAACCACAUCCUCAAUUUCAUCAACUCUGGUUCCCUCAAAUGUGCAGUUCAGCUGGAGAUACCAGACAUCAUCCACAAACACGGCCAACCCAUGACCCUCACCCAGUUGGUGAAUGCUCUCCCAAUCAACAACGCAAAAUCCACCCACCUUGCUCGCCUCAUGCGCACAUUAAUUCAUUCCGGCUUCUUUGUCAUCACCAAGACCGAAGGGUCUGAUGAUGAAGGCUAUGCCCUCGCCCCGCCUUCUAUUCUACUCCUUAAAGACAACCCCUUGAGCGUCAGACCUUUCGUGCUAGCUAUGCUUGAUCCCAUUUUGACAAAGCCAUGGCACAAUAUCAGUGAGUGGUUUCAGAACGAUGACCCCACGCCGUUUGAUACGGUUCAUGGGAUGAGCUUAUGGGACUAUGCUGGUAAGGAGCCCAAGCUUAACCACUUCUUUAACGACGCCAUGGCCAGCGAUGCCCAGCUAGUUAUGAAUGUGGUGAUAAAGUAUUGCAGGGGAGUGUUUGAGGGCUUGAAUUCACUUGUUGAUGUUGGUGGUGGCACUGGAACUGUGGCCACAACCAUCGCUCACGCUUUCCCUCAUCUUAAGUGCACUGUGUUUGAUCUUCCGCAUGUUGUCCAAGGCUUGGAAGGUACUAAGAACUUAGACUAUGUUGGAGGUGACAUGUUCGCGUCCAUUCCUCCUGCAGAUGCUCUUUUACUCAAGUGGAUAUUGCAUGAUUGGAGCGACGAAGAAAGCAUGAAAAUAUUGAAGAAAUGUAAGGAAUCAAUUCCCAGUAAAGAAAAUGGAGGGAAGGUUAUUAUAAUAGACAUGGUGGUAGAUGAUAAGAUAAAAGAUGAUAAGUCUAUUGAAACUCAGAUUUUCUUUGAUAUGUUGAUGAUGAUUCUACAGACAGGAAGAGAGAGAGCAGAGAAAGAUUGGUCAAAACUCUUCUUUAAAGCUGGGUUCAAUGAUUACAAAAUAAUUCCAAUCUUGGGAUUAAGGUCCUUAAUUGAAGUUUAUCCUUGACAGAUUAAUAUUGUUCAUCUUGCACUAUGUGAUAAUAUAAUAAAUAUGUGAUAGAAGUUUAUCCUUGAGGGAUUAGUAUGGUUGAUCUUGCUAUAUGUCUCUAGAAAUUAAAAGAAUAACCAAAUAAAUUAUAAUAUCUUCUUCUGAGUCUGUGUUAAAUUCUUAUAUGCAGCAUGUCUCCAGAAAGUAUUGAUAACAAUAUCCUCUUCUGAGUC